UCGCAUGAAAUCACAUCGGCUGUGUUAAGUUCUUUUUCUUGAGACAUAAUGGCUCGCAGAUCACUAAUGUCCACACAGAUGUGUAUAGCUUUGAUUGGUAAGUCUGGCAAUGGAAAAAGUGCUACUGGGAAUACCAUACUGGGGAAAGAACGUUUUAAGGAAUCAAGUAGCUUAACGUCAUGCACUGAUAUAGUAGAGGUAGAUUACACUGAGUUUAGAGGUAGAAGAAUACAAGUGGUGGACACCCCAGGGCUGAUGGAUACUAGACUUAAUACGCAAGAAGGUCUCAAGAAGGUGUGCACAGAUAUGGUCAAGUUAAUGCAAGCGUGUCCACACGGUAUAAAUCUGUUGGUGGUGGUCUUGAAUGUCACAAACAGAUUCACCACAGAAGAAGCUAAGGUACUGGCUGUUCUUAAGUCUGUCUUUGGACCCGAAUUUAUCCGAGAGUAUUGCGUCGUUGUCAUGACAAGGGGUGAGAGCUUUAAUGGAGAUGAAGAUUUCAUCACGUGGUGCAGACAGCAGGAGGGCCCAGCUAAAGAAUUGUUUGAAGAGUGCCAGUACAGAAUUGUUUUGAUGAAUAACAAAGGAACUCCGCUUGAAAAAAUACAAAGUGUUUCGAAACUUAUCGCAUUUUCAAUCAAAAUGAAAAGUGAUGUUGUUCCGUAUACAAAUAAACUGUUUCAAAUGUUCGCUAUACAUAGAAAGCAAAUUGUCAUCUUGCAUGGACUUGCUGAAUUAAUUGCAGAAAUCAAUUCUAAAGUCACCUUGCUUAAAGAUGAUAUUGAGCUUUUCAGAAACGGACGGAAACAGAUUAAUAUAGUCCAAGCAGAAACUGGAGCCAUACUUGAAAGUUUCAAGGAAGCAAAAAGUAGUGCUCUCAUUUCUUUUCUGGAGGAAAAAGUCAAAACAAUACAAACAGAAACCAACAAAAUCGAUCUCCAAGUUGAACUACCGCUACAGUUUCAUACUAUUCUUUCCUCGGUAGAAACUCCAAUUUUCAACGCAUUUAUUCAACUCUACAAUUCACGCGAUGAAAACUGGACCGCAGAUGAAACCCAAGCCGAGAUUUCUGCUGGAAUAUAUUCCAUGUUGAGCUCCAUUGCAAAAGAAAGCAGGGGCACUGCUGAGUUCGAGGUGUUACAUGAGGAAAUGGAAGAGUUAGCUACACGGAUGGGUUUUAUUAGCACGCAAGAAAACAAGUUUAAAGAAACAAUGUUUCAACACUACCCAACAAAAGGCUUAGAAAUAUUGAUUCCACUUCUUGAGAUACUGAAAGUAUUUGCCUCGCGACAGAAACAACGUGAACAACUGCUGCGGCGAGCAGACGAUUUGUUAACAGCCAUACAAGAGGAGGACGCUGGAUCUGAGCAACUGAAAAAACUAGAGCGAAAAGCUAAACAAAUUAUUCAAACACUGAAGGAAAUCGACCCAAAUCAACCGAUAACCAAAGCUUUUUAUGACAACCUAAAUAAACUACUGGAACGGUUCAAUACAUCAGCCACACCGUUGGGUGGAGCCUCUGUCAGCUUUGCUCUUAGAAGUGCUGCUACUAUAGCAGGAUCCACUAUUGCCCUUACACUGCUAGCAAGUGGUGCACCCAUUUUUGCUGGUGUUGCCGCAGCUUCGACAGCUUGUGUAGUAGCUGUUGGUGGAAUAAUAAACAAAAUAAUAGAUAGAUUGAAAGAAAGGCCAACAGCUCAAAAGUUAGAAGAGGUAACCAAAAACAAAUGAAGGCGUUGCAAUUCAUUCGUUUGGAUCUUAUGAAAUUAGAUUUGUCUGGUCCGACAAUAUUUGAGUAGUGCUUAUUUCCGUCAACUGUAGACGAAAUAAACACAGCGCGUAUAUCCUCUACCGGUCUUUCGAUUAAAUAAACACCGCUUAUACCCU
This is a messenger RNA of Physella acuta, 1887 nucleotides long. RefSeq lists its product as uncharacterized. Gene Ontology annotation, molecular function: GTP binding. Lineage: Eukaryota; Metazoa; Mollusca; Gastropoda; Physidae. The record is from RefSeq and is a predicted model, not a curated record.